Molecule: messenger RNA, 1832 nt
Organism: Siniperca chuatsi (mandarin fish)
Lineage: Eukaryota; Metazoa; Chordata; Actinopteri; Centrarchiformes; Sinipercidae
Gene: macrod1
Product: mono-ADP ribosylhydrolase 1
Exons: 12
Coding region: 207-1511 (434 amino acids)
Biological process (GO): purine nucleoside metabolic process; DNA damage response; peptidyl-glutamate ADP-deribosylation
Cellular component (GO): nucleoplasm
Molecular function (GO): ADP-ribosylglutamate-[protein] hydrolase activity
Source: RefSeq, a predicted model, not a curated record
UUAUCGUUUAGCGACGGCCAACUGGCACCCCUAGUAAAUGGUACACUCCACACGUUAACGUCCAAAACAAAUAUGGCACAUGAGAACUGACUGACGUUCACAACAAAGGGGUGUGCGCGAAUCGAAAACGAAACAUAAUCUCAGCGUCAGCCACGACGUUGAUCUCUGAGAGCUUGUAGCAACACGAACCGCGGUGUCACUCAGCGAUGGCACUGCAAAUAUCAGCUCUAGUUUCAUAUAUCAGAGCCCCACUGCACACCGGCCCUCUGUCCCGUGUCCGUGCUAACUUCCAGGGAGCCGGUGUCAAGUUCAAACACAUUUUAUCUCCGGGGAGCCCCCAGCUUGGAGGGAAGCCAGCAACAAGUUCUCUCUGCGGCCAUUUUAACGUUGCCGUCCGAGCUAAAAAGUUUUCAACAACAACGACAGCAGCACUUUGGAAGUCCAGCCAGGGUAACGGUUCCUCCUCACCCCGGGGGAGGAGAGGCUGGCUGGGCAAGGUCGCCCUCGGUGCUGUCCUCGGUGUGAGCACAGUCGCGCUGGUCCAGUCUCUCCACACCGGAACCCUUACCGCCAUGGCCCUAAAACUUAACCUGAACUCCGCUGAGGGAGACUGGAAAGAGACCAAGGACUUCUUGCUGUCUCUGUCUGUGAAGGACAGGAGUCUGUACUACAUGACUAGCUCUGUGCCACUGGAUGACAUCCCAAUGUGGACUCCCACUGCAGGUGCUUCUGAGCAAACUCUCUACCAGAGGAAUGAAAAGUUGGACCACAAGAUUUCCCUCUACAGCGGUGACAUCACCAAGCUGGAGAUAGAUGCUAUUGUCAAUGCAGCCAACAAGACUCUGCUCGGCGGAGGUGGAGCAGAGACCCUGAAGAGACGGACACUGGGAUCAGUGGAGGAACCCAGUUUGUUAAUGCUUGCAAAUUUGGGUGCUGUGGACGGAGCGAUCCACCGCACUGCAGGUCCAAUGCUAAAAAAGGAGUGUGCUUCCCUCCACGGCUGCAAGACCGGAGAGGCCAAGAUCACUUGUGGCUACGGCCUCCCAGCAAAGUAUGUUAUCCACACAGUGGGGCCUAUUGCACAAGGAGGAGUGGGAGAGGAGGAGAAGAAAGCCUUGAGGUCGUGCUACAAGAACAGCCUGAUAACAGCCACCAAAAACGCUGCACGCUCUGUGGCUUUCCCUUGUAUCUCCACUGGAAUCUACGGAUAUCCACCUGAGCAGGCUGUGCAUGAGGCAUUAGCAACUGUGAGGGAGUAUCUGGAUGAACAUCAUGACAAGUGCUGGACAGAGUCAUCUUCUGUGUGUUCUUGCCGACGGAUAAGGAGCUGUAUUUGCAGAACCUCCCGCUCUACUUCCCUGCUGAGGCCAGUGUCAAGAGUAAACUCUGAGAGUGGAUUUGUCAGAUUCGGUUGCUGUGGAUACACACCGCUACACUCAACAUCCAGAUUCCUCCUCCUCCUCGCUGUCAUCAGAGAUCAAGACCUUCUUCAGCAGGAAGAUAACACCUAAAUGAAUGGUUGCUUUUUUUCAAGUGCACACUGGCUCUUCUGUAGAUGUUAAUUAGUUUCUUUGUUUUUACCCACUGAUGAUUGAGGUUAAGAGAGGUGUCGUGAUGAAGGUGUGAAAUUAUAUUGAUAAUUCUUGUGAAAAAUGGACUGUGUGUACCUUAAGCUGCAGUCUAACUUGACCUUUAUUAUCUGUGGCCAGUGGUAGCUUUGCAUCAAGCUUACAACCCCCUCUGUGUCCUGUGCUAUUUGAAUAUUGGGAUUCCAGUGUGUGUGCAUGUGUGUGAGAAAAUGACAAACGCUUAUUAAAAUGAAUCACACAGGC